AUGAGCAUUUCCGAUGCAACUUUGCCUCCCCAGGCUUACACGUUUCCUCCGCCCACCCAAAACGAUAGGUCGUUGACCGACCCAGUAGGUGGUCAAGAACCCGACCCUGUUAGCCCGACCUCAAAAUUAGAAACUCCGCCACAUCUCACCAAGGCUCUAGUACUAUCUGUCAUGGCUGCUGUUGACUCUUCACUCAACAUUGAAUUUCAGGACACUGAUAUCGCAGAUGUUAUUGAUGUUGACGAGCAUGGCCUCCCGUUUGUACAAGAAAUCCAAGCCCAGCCCGAGUCUGUUAGCAGCGGGAGAUCUUCUAGCAGAGGACCAAAAAAUCGCCAUCCAUCCCGCAGUGACUCUACGAAACCUGGCGUUGCAAAAGCUAAUGGUCUCAACCAUUACCGCCUGAUUUGCGAAGCUUGUAGCCACAUCGUCAUCGCCGUUGUUUCAGCCGUUUUGAAAGCAGUUCAAGAAGCCUACGAAGAGAAUAGCCGCAGAUUUGAUAGUUCAGCCAAGCCGGUUGCUCCAGUUCGCAAAAAGCGAGGUGGAAUUUUGGGUUUCAAAGAAUUGGCGGCGAAGGCCAAAUUGUCCCCAUGGCACUUCCACCGUGUAUUCCGCAAUGUUACGGGUGUCACCCCAAAGGCCUAUGGUGAGGCCCUCUGGGACUAUUUGAUGCGGCUUUACGGGUUUGAGGUCGACGAGCUCACCGAAAAUCACGCUAGCUACAGCGUCAACACCGACUCCCCGGAAUUGCCUCCCCUAAACAAUCCCCAUUUAGGGUUAUCUUCCGACAUGCCGUCUUUCAACUCAGGGUUACCUGGUAACGCCGGCGGGAACACAAAUAUUCUGGGGUCAAUGCAAAAUGGCGCAGUGCCUGCCAGUGCCCAAGGUCAGCAUGUAGGACGCAUCCGCAAGUCCACUCGAGCAGCUCAGCAGCGUUCUUCACGUUCUCGCUCACGAAACCGAUCACAAACCCAACAGCAGCUCCUCCAAACCUUGUCACAAAUGCAGAUCUCUGCCCCCCGAAAACGCUCCCCAUCCCCUGGCCCUAACGGCCAAUAUAUGGGCUCGCCGCUUUUACCCAGCCAACACGGUGGCCGUGAUAUGUCCCCGACAGGACCGUCCGGGUUUUCUAUCUCUAACUCACAGCUCGACAUGUACGGCUCGCUGGUCGAGGACGAUAUUGGGCUGUAUUCUGCUGGACCUACAUUAGCCGGCACUGAGGACAAUCUGAACUUCAUUUUCCCUUCUAUCAGCAAUAACUACGUGGAGCAAGGGUACGACCAUUUGAGCAUUAAAGAAGAAUUUGGUGGCGACAACUGGGUAGAACAGGAUCGGAACUACAUGCCAAAACCUAUGGUCACAAACAAUUGGGCUGGCCCAGACCUCACAUUAGCAGGUACCCCAUCCGAAGAGCCGUCCAGCCUCGGUGUCGCUAACACUUCCUUGAUGGACAGUGCUGGCGUCACUCCCAACGGUUCGGAGCCCGGUUCAUACGCCAAGCCAAAUGGUGAUCGAAUGUCUCGAUAUAAUUCCUCGUCAGAUAUGAAGUCAUCAUGGGCCUCACAGGACCCAUCCACAACAGACAUUUCUAGUUCUAUGCCUAGCCAGGGGCUCAUGCUCAGCAUGUCGCCAUCGCAAAACCCCCCUCCCGCCAGCUCUGGCAACAUUGGCUUCGACACGAGCGGUGUUUUGAGCGAGGACAAUAUAUCAGGUGGUUACCAAUCUUACUACCUUCAGGAAUCUCACGAGCUCGAUCAUAAAAGUGUCAACGAGCUCGACUUCGGUGAGUAUACAACAGAUGGUGACGCACCGCUCAGUAGCAUGCUUUUGGGAAUGCAAACGGCACUUUCCCCCACGAUAGAGGAGGACGGGAUCCAAAACCCGGUCUACAUUUAA
Wickerhamiella sorbophila is the source of this 1893-nucleotide messenger RNA. RefSeq lists its product as hypothetical. The coding region runs from base 1 to 1893 and encodes 630 amino acids. The transcript has a single exon. The record is from RefSeq and is a predicted model, not a curated record. NCBI's taxonomy places the organism in Eukaryota, Fungi, Ascomycota, Dipodascomycetes, Dipodascales, Trichomonascaceae.